AUGAAGUCAACGGCUAUUUCUCUCAAGAUAACGUUACUUGUCAAUAUUUUGUUACACACAUUAACAAGUUUUCCUUUAAAGUUCAUAAAGGACAAAACCCUUCGUAUAAAUACAAAUGAGAAUAUUCAAGGAUUUAAUGUGUCAUUGUUUACAAAUGCAGGAGGUAACAGCACAGAAAAGGUGAAUGUACAGCAGUCUCCCGUCCCAGCUAUUUGGACGUUACUGAGACUUGUUGGAAGGAUUCAUGAUAAUAAAACUGUGUCUCUCACACGUCACACGUUGGUUCUAAAUGUCAGCCACGACAUCGACAAACAGACUGAUGACAUUCACGACUUAAAGCAGACAGAUGCGUAUGACAUACGAAAUGACAUUAUAGUGACGCGAAAUGACAUAGAGUUACAAAACGGACCCAGCAAAGUUGUCAGAAAUGACGAAACAAAAAUUGAAGUAAAAAGUCAACUCAGAAAAAGAUCUGAAAAGAUAUGCACACUAUCAAAGGAAAGAGCCCUGAUACUUAUUAAACGCAUUGAGCACGACUAUUUUGAACUAGCAGGUCAGGCUGAGAAGGUAACUGGUGAUGAUUCACAGGAGGUUGAGUAUUACCUUUACAAGUAUACAUCUGGUGGAUUUAUCAAAAUGAUUUACAGAAUUGAUAAAUGCCACCAUCGUGUUAAUAGAGUCAGCUAUGAUAAAAUUGACAUUGGAGGUCCCUGUGAAAAUCGUGCUUUUGGUAUAGGGGGCAGCGCUUUUCAGGGACCGAUCUUCUUUGGUAGGAAACCAUUUUGUCUGGAGACCACAUUCUCAAAUGUAACAAAAAAUUGCAUUUUAAAGAAUAAAUAUGUGGAAGGAAUAGACAUUCGUGGCGUGAAUAUUUCUGAUGUUGAGAAGAAGAAAGAGCCCCUUGAGUUUGACUGUAACAAGGCAUAUCUGGACGGUCCCAAUGGGGCCAUGUCGCCUCUGUUUGACGCCUUCUUCUACGCUACACAAGCACAGCGGAUGUUGGAAGAGUGGUUUAACUACACUAAGCUGCAGAAUCCGCCGAUCACGGUGAGAGUACACUACGGCGAAAAUGUGGCGAACGCUAAGAGAAAUAAUACCCACCUGUUGUUUGGCGAUGGGGACGGUGUGUCUACGUCAUACGCCACCGCUCCUGACGUGGUUGGACACGAGCUGGGUCAUAUGGUGCUGGGGACAGACACAAAUAUAACUCAAAAUCCCACCAUAGCUCGAAGUGGUUUCGAUGAAUCCUUUUCGGACUUCCUAGGUAAAACUGUGGAGUUUUACAUUUUCGGGAUGUUUGAAUGGAGAUUGGCAACCGUGGUAAAGAAUGACAGUUUAGGAAUCCGGUCCCUUGAGCUGCCUUCAAUGCAGGUCGUGGAAGAUAUGCUUCACCGUAAAAGUGGACACUACAACGGUGGAGUUCUUACACGAGUUUUCUACCGCAUGGCUAAGUUUUGGGGGAUUAGAACAACUAUGGAAGCACUUAUGAACGCUAAAGACCUGAUUGCCCAGAAAAUGAUCAACUCAUAUAGUGACGUGUCCUGUACACUCAUUAAAGCUGGGUAUAAAACCGGCUUGGACAUGUAUGAAAUCGAAAAGUUUUUCAAAACAGUUGGCAUUGAUAGCUCAGCGAAGUGUCCAAUAGAUGGCGUGUUCGUGGACAUCCUACAUGUCGGCAAGCUGAUCAAAGUUUCCAGUCGACGCCGCCCAUUUUUUCGAGUGCCGUUCUUCAAAUCAAAAUUUCUCAUUUUCACCACAGUACCAAGGACACAGGUGAGGAUAACACUAUCGACAGACCGACAAGGCAAGAAUCGGGUGCAGACGAUAGGGCUGGGAAUGAUCAGAAUCAGCAAAAAUGUCAUCUGCUGUGGGAUAACGUACAUUCACUUCAGCACUGGAACUCAAGCGGAGAUUCCCGUUCAGAUCACCAAAACUCUGGAAUUUUGA
Molecule: messenger RNA, 1947 nt
Organism: Physella acuta
Lineage: Eukaryota; Metazoa; Mollusca; Gastropoda; Physidae
Biological process (GO): proteolysis
Molecular function (GO): metalloendopeptidase activity
Source: RefSeq, a predicted model, not a curated record